Messenger RNA from Aspergillus sclerotioniger CBS 115572, 638 nucleotides. Its product is annotated as Clavaminate synthase-like protein. Lineage: Eukaryota; Fungi; Ascomycota; Eurotiomycetes; Eurotiales; Aspergillaceae. The record is from RefSeq and is a predicted model, not a curated record. The transcript is spliced from 2 exons. Bases 40 to 576 code for a protein of 178 amino acids. Gene Ontology annotation, molecular function: dioxygenase activity.
GAAGCCUUCCGCAAACCACUUGGAGCAUACUAUGAAGCUAUGAUAAAGUUAUCCUGGAUUGUUUUUGAUCUUGUGACCGCCACUAUGCCCUACGACUCGCAUUUCUGGGAUGGUUUCAAGGCCAAUACUCCGAUAUUUCCUUUCCGUUUGUUACAUUGCCCGCCAAGCCUAGGCCAGGAAGAUGGUGAGAAUCGACAGCUGGGCAUCAGUGCGCACAGAGACUUUGGUGCCAUCACGCUACUAUUACAGGACGGUCAUGCCGGGCUGGAAGUGCAAGACCAGGAGACGGGGGAAUGGAUCGGCGUGCCUGCGGAUAGAAACGCAUACGUCAUUAACAUGGGUCAAAUGAUGAGCAGGAUCACCGGUGGUCAAUACAAGAGCAGUCUUCAUCGAGUGGUGAACAGAAAUUCCACAGAUCGCUACAGUGUGGUACUUUUUGUCGAUGGCAAUUUGGUCUUCGAAUUGCGGCAGUUGGAUAAGAAGCCCGAGGAGGACGAGGAUGCACCCACAGUAGCACAGCAUUUCCGGUCACGUUUGAUGGCCUCGUACAAACUUCCGCGGGAGCACUGGAGCUGAUGCUGGGGUCGAGGCUGUUGGUUGACACACUGUGUGACGGUGUGGGUGUCACCAGGCUCAAC